Molecule: messenger RNA, 1795 nt
Organism: Carcharodon carcharias (great white shark)
Lineage: Eukaryota; Metazoa; Chordata; Chondrichthyes; Lamniformes; Lamnidae
Product: tubulin alpha-1D chain
Exons: 4
Coding region: 7-1365 (452 amino acids)
Biological process (GO): microtubule cytoskeleton organization; mitotic cell cycle
Cellular component (GO): cytoplasm; microtubule
Molecular function (GO): structural constituent of cytoskeleton; GTP binding
Source: RefSeq, a predicted model, not a curated record
GGGAGAAUGCGUGAAUGUAUCUCCAUCCAUGUUGGCCAGGCUGGUGUCCAGAUGGGCAAUGCCUGCUGGGAGCUGUACUGUUUAGAACAUGGUAUCCAGCCUGAUGGGCAGAUGCCCAGUGAUAAGACCAUUGGAGGUGGUGAUGACUCCUUCAACACCUUCUUCAGCGAGACUGGAGCAGGGAAACAUGUCCCGCGAGCUGUCUUUGUUGAUUUGGAACCAACUGUAAUUGAUGAGGUCCGUACUGGCACCUAUCGCCAGCUGUUCCACCCCGAGCAGCUCAUCACCGGGAAGGAAGAUGCUGCCAACAAUUAUGCCCGUGGGCACUAUACCAUCGGCAAGGAGCUGAUCGACCUGGUUCUGGAUAGACUUCGCAAGUUGGCUGACCAGUGCACGGGACUCCAGGGUUUCCUCAUUUUCCACAGCUUUGGUGGAGGCACUGGCUCCGGUUUCACAUCCCUCCUGAUGGAACGUCUCUCCGUUGAUUACGGCAAGAAGUCCAAGCUGGAGUUUUCCAUCUACCCAGCUCCUCAGAUCUCCACAGCUGUAGUUGAACCCUACAACUCCAUCCUGACUACCCACACCACACUCGAACACUCGGACUGCGCCUUCAUGGUAGACAAUGAAGCCAUCUAUGAUAUCUGUCGCAGAAACCUGGACAUUGAACGUCCGACCUACACCAAUUUGAACCGAUUGAUUGGUCAAAUUGUGUCCUCCAUUACAGCCUCCCUUCGCUUUGAUGGUGCUUUGAAUGUUGAUCUGACAGAGUUCCAGACCAAUUUAGUUCCCUAUCCACGUAUCCAUUUCCCUCUGGCUACCUAUGCCCCUGUGAUCUCGGCUGAGAAAGCUUAUCAUGAGCAACUGUCUGUGUCUGAGAUCACCAAUGCCUGCUUCGAGCCAGCAAACCAGAUGGUCAAGUGUGACCCUCGCCAUGGCAAGUACAUGGCUUGCUGUCUGCUCUACCGUGGUGAUGUGGUGCCGAAAGAUGUCAAUGCUGCCAUUGCCACUAUCAAGACCAAACGCACUAUUCAAUUUGUUGACUGGUGUCCAACUGGUUUCAAGGUCGGCAUCAACUACCAGCCUCCCACUGUGGUGCCUGGUGGGGACCUGGCCAAGGUGCAGCGUGCUGUGUGUAUGCUGAGCAACACCACAGCCAUCGCUGAAGCCUGGGCUCGCCUCGAUCACAAGUUUGAUCUGAUGUACGCCAAGCGCGCCUUUGUGCAUUGGUACGUGGGCGAGGGGAUGGAGGAAGGGGAGUUCUCAGAGGCCCGUGAAGACAUGGCAGCCUUGGAGAAAGAUUACGAGGAGGUUGGCACUGAGAGCAUUGAGGGUGAAGGAGAGGCUGAAGAAGGUGAGGAAUAUUAGACCCUCAAAAGUAGUCCUGACACUCAAAAUAUUUGGGAUCAACAGGCUGAUGUAAUUCAAUUUGAAAGUCCUUUGAUCUCAGGCAUUCGUAAUGAGCAAAUAGGCACAUAAUGGUAAACGUGACAUAAAAAUAGACUGCAGAUCUGUUGUCAGCUGGGAAGAAAGGUUAGCAAAUCUGGCGAAGGUUCCUGCUGCUGAACAUGUCUUUUCUCAUUGCUGGCACUAUUCAACCUGUUCUUACUUCAAAUCUUCAGCGUUUGCCGAUACCUCUCUUUCUUUAAAUAACACAAAAUUCCAGUUCAUUGGUUGUGCAAAAAAUUCAUACCAACUAGUUUAAAACUAAUCAAAAGCAGCAAUCGACCAUUCCUUGCUUAUCAGAAGAAUUAAUAUUGGUGUAUUGAAUUGGUGGAAUAUGUGGGAUGUAUGCAGC